AUGGCCGGCGCCGUGGACCCCCCAUGGCCUCGCUCCUUCCGUCUGAAGCCAAAGCCCAAUGGCUCGCGGGUACUGUUCAGCCACGAUUGUUUCCAGGGUCCGCAAGAUCUACCCCCUGAGGUUCUUUACAGCGACAACUUGACCAAAUCCGAACAAUUGGCGCGCGACUUUCUCGAUGAGGCUGUCGUGGGCUUUGACAUGGAAUGGGUUUGGCCAGAGACAGAAGUUCUCAAGGGAAGAGUUGCGCUCAUCCAGGUUGCGAGCGAGAGCAAAAUAGCCUUGUUUCACAUCGGACGUCAUGACGGAGAUGCAGCCGAUCAGCUCAUUGCGCCGUCGUUGCGCACGCUCAUCGAGAGCCCCACUGUACUGAAGACUGGCCAAUCUAUUAUGGGAGAUUUCUACCGACUCAACAAGUACUUCCAACUACAACCGAAGGGCGCGAUCGAGCUGAGCUAUUUCCAAGUGUUGGUCAAUCCGGGCAGGCCAAACUUUAAUUCGUCCUAUUAUCCAGGAGGUCUCAGAGGUCUGGUCGAGAAGUACUUCCCGGGAUACACGUUGAAGAAAACUGAGCACAUGCACAAAGAUUGGCUGGCGCCGCUUGAAACAAACCAAGAGCUUAUACAGUACGCCGUUGCAGAUGCAUAUGCAGGACUUAUGAUCUACCAUCGGCUGAAUGCGUUACGACUGAACAUGCAGCCUUGUCCGCCCCUACCAGCACGGGUAGAAGAAACUAGGGCUUACAAAGAAUACACUUCGGGUGCUUUUCCUGAGCCCAAGCCAAUUUACUUGCAGUCCAUCCACCUGCAUGGCUCAAGUCGACAAGCUAGUUGGUUCUUUUCGAUGGAAGAAGAUGAUGAGGUGGCGACGGAACUUGAUACUGAUUCGAGAGCGUUGUACGACCGGCUGGUAGAGCUUCGUCAGAAGAUAGCGAAUGAGGAGGAGAUACAACCUGGCGAGCUCACUACUGACUGUACACUUCGACAUAUUGCCUCAACCCGGAUUGCGACAACGGACGAGUGCAUAAAGCUACGCGGGAUCUUUCCACAGCUGCGCAAAGUCUUAGCCAGAGAGUACGCUAAAGUGGUAAAUGCUUUCCAAGAGGAGAUCCAAAUUGCAGCGGCAAACCAGCAACCUGAACAUGGAUCUCCAAAAAUUGGUGAAGAUGCCAAAGGCACCGUCUCAGAUCCUCCCCAAAUGCCAGCGGAAGAGACCGGCCAGGCACAUACUGGACUUUCAUUCUCCAUGGCAGAAACUGGGAUCGCUACGGACGAGCAUACCGGCGGCGAUACCGAGCCUGAGAGCGAUGCCGACGAAACGAAUGAUGUUUCAGCAAUUCAUGCUUCAGCUGGCGUUGAACAAGAUCAAGACACCGACAACCAUAAGGAUGAUGCACCGUUAAAGCGAAAGCGUUCAACGAGCCCACAAAUCGGUCGGCAACCUCCCGCGAAGAGCUCCUAG
Molecule: messenger RNA, 1458 nt
Organism: Alternaria ethzedia
Lineage: Eukaryota; Fungi; Ascomycota; Dothideomycetes; Pleosporales; Pleosporaceae
Exons: 1
Coding region: 1-1458 (485 amino acids)
Biological process (GO): nucleobase-containing compound metabolic process
Cellular component (GO): cytoplasm; nucleus
Molecular function (GO): nucleotide binding; nucleic acid binding; 3'-5' exonuclease activity
Source: RefSeq, a predicted model, not a curated record